Messenger RNA from Calypte anna (Anna's hummingbird), 1634 nucleotides. It is a transcript of the gene RPL7L1, whose product is annotated as ribosomal protein L7 like 1. The transcript is spliced from 7 exons. Gene Ontology annotation, molecular function: structural constituent of ribosome; RNA binding. Gene Ontology annotation, cellular component: cytosolic large ribosomal subunit. Lineage: Eukaryota; Metazoa; Chordata; Aves; Apodiformes; Trochilidae. Bases 47 to 790 code for a protein of 247 amino acids. The record is from RefSeq and is a predicted model, not a curated record. Gene Ontology annotation, biological process: maturation of LSU-rRNA from tricistronic rRNA transcript (SSU-rRNA, 5.8S rRNA, LSU-rRNA).
ACACCGCCCCGCACCGGCGCAUGGUUAGUGGAGUUAGCCCCGCAAGAUGGCCGAUGAGGAGCCGAAGCGGCGGAUACCGCUGGUGCCGGAGAACUUGUUGAAGAAGAGGAAGGCCUACCAGGCCAUCAAGGCGACCCAGGCCAAGCAGGCGCUCCUCAACAAAGGGAAGCUCCAGAAAGGGAAGCAAAUACAGUUUAAACGCCUUGAGACUUUUGUUCGAGAUUCAUGGCGCAAACAGCGAGACAACAUUCGCUUGAGGCGCAUGGAGCAGAGACCUAGAGAAACAGCUGUACCUCCGGAGCACAAACUGGCCUUUGUGGUGCGGAUUGUAGAUAUUAAGGGAGUGAGCAAGAGGGUAAAAAGAGUGAUUGAGUUACUGCGACUGAGAAAAAAUUUCACCGGAACAUUUGUGAAGCUGAAUCCCUUAUCACUGAAGAUGCUACAGAUUGUGGAACCUUAUGUGGCAUGGGGGUACCCUAACCUGAAGUCUGUACGAGAGCUCAUCCUGAAACGAGGCCAAGCCAAGAUUAAGAGAAAGAGGUUGCCUCUGACAGACAAUAUGCUGAUAGAGAAGCAUUUAGGGAAUUGUGGUAUUAUUUGCCUUGAAGACCUUAUUCACGAAAUCUGCUCAGCUGGAAAGUAUUUCAGAAAAGUCACAAACUUUCUGUGGCCAUUCCAUUUGUCUGUGGCUCGCCAUGCUUCACGUAACAAAGUGGGUUUCCUGAAGGAAAUGGGAAAGCCUGGCUGCAGAGGUGAAGCAAUCAACAAGCUCAUACGUCAGCUGAACUAGUCAGAAGUGACCCUCAGGGUAAACUACUCAAGAAUGGAGGUCCCAUCAGUUACCAGCAAAUCCUACUGGACCACUCCCAUAAAGACUUGACUUCUCAGAGAUAGCAUUAAUGCAACUGGGUUUUUUUUUUCUUUCUUUCUUGUUCUGCAGGGUCAUUCUGAAAACUUAAAUUUAUACUCUGUUCCUUGUUAUGAGGUUUUCAUGGACAUUAUCUCUAUGCUGUGAUAUGACUGUUGGUGCCUCUAUAAAAAAAGAAAACAUACAGGUACACUGAUGGGGAUGGGCUGGCCCUACUUAAGGUAGAAGAAAAACUGUAUUUGGUACAAGGAAGAAGUGACUUGAACUUCGUGGAGCAAUCUCCACAAUCUGACUUGUGUAUGUAUGUAAAACAAGUGUGUUUUAUACUCAGUACUGCUGUCUCUGUACCACUUGCCUCCAGAUUUUACCUUUCCUAUAAAGGUGGUUGUCAGUUCCAGAUUUAAAUUUGUUAAAGUUGCACUCGAGUUGCAGUCACUGUUUUGAUCCUGUCCUACCCAGAGGAAGAGCUUGAAGUUGCACUCAUUGAGGUGUACCUCCCAGUCUAAAGGGAUAGUGCUGUCACCUAAGAAUAUUGCUGACAGGCAGAAGACAUCAGGUGUUUCUCUUUUAUUGCAGUUUAUAGAUUUGUAUUUAUUUUUAAAAGCCAUGGUUUUGUGUUACUGAUCUAAAAAGGCUGCCUUUUCACUCAGUUGGAACUGCUGGAAAGAGCUAUUUCCUGGUAUGAAAACCCAGAAACUUUGUAGCAGAGCAGCAAGAUACCUGUAAUCUGUUUUUUAAAUAAAACUUUUGAAAUCAGACUGUUCUA